This is a messenger RNA of Diceros bicornis minor, 9287 nucleotides long. RefSeq names its product filamin C (gene FLNC). Gene Ontology annotation, molecular function: actin filament binding. NCBI's taxonomy places the organism in Eukaryota, Metazoa, Chordata, Mammalia, Perissodactyla, Rhinocerotidae. The record is from RefSeq and is a predicted model, not a curated record. Gene Ontology annotation, biological process: actin cytoskeleton organization. The transcript is spliced from 48 exons. Bases 237 to 8573 code for a protein of 2778 amino acids.
CCGGCCCGCACUUCCCGAGCACCGCUCCGCCCCCGGAGGGAGAGAGAGAGAGAGGCGGCCGAGAAGCCGAGGAGGCCCGCCGUGACCCGCCAGCCAGGGCGCGAGAGAAGUGAGAGCAGCGCAGCGCGGAGCUGCGAGUCCCGCCGUCGCGCCCCGACAGCGCCCCCUGACAGCGCCCCAACCCGAGCCCAGCCCAGCCGAGCCGGCCCGCAGCCCUCGCCCCAGCCCGCGCCAGCAUGAUGAACAACAGCGGCUACUCGGAGCCCGCCGGCCUCGGCCUGGGCGACGAGGCGGACGACAUGCCGUCCACGGAGAAGGACCUGGCGGAGGACGCGCCGUGGAAGAAGAUCCAGCAGAACACGUUCACGCGCUGGUGCAACGAGCACCUCAAGUGCGUGGGCAAGCGCCUGACCGACCUGCAGCGCGACCUCAGCGACGGGCUGCGCCUCAUCGCGCUGCUCGAGGUGCUCAGCCAGAAGCGCAUGUACCGCAAGUUCCACCCGCGCCCCAACUUCCGCCAGAUGAAGCUGGAGAACGUGUCCGUGGCCCUCGAGUUCCUCGAGCGCGAGCACAUCAAGCUCGUGUCCAUCGACAGCAAGGCCAUUGUGGAUGGGAAUCUGAAGCUGAUCCUGGGCCUGAUCUGGACGCUGAUCCUGCACUACUCCAUCUCCAUGCCCAUGUGGGAAGAUGAGGAUGAUGAAGAUGCCCGCAAACAGACACCCAAGCAGCGUCUGCUUGGCUGGAUCCAGAACAAGGUGCCCCAACUGCCCAUCACCAACUUCAACCGCGACUGGCAGGAUGGCAAAGCUCUGGGCGCCCUGGUGGACAACUGUGCCCCUGGCCUUUGCCCCGACUGGGAGGCCUGGGACCCCAACCAGCCUGUGGAGAACGCCCGGGAGGCCAUGCAGCAGGCGGACGACUGGCUCGGGGUGCCCCAGGUGAUUGCCCCCGAGGAGAUUGUGGACCCCAACGUGGAUGAGCAUUCUGUCAUGACCUACUUGUCACAGUUCCCCAAGGCCAAGCUCAAACCUGGUGCCCCUGUUCGCUCCAAGCAGCUGAACCCCAAGAAGGCCAUUGCCUAUGGGCCUGGCAUCGAGCCCCAGGGCAACACGGUGCUGCAGCCUGCCCACUUCACCGUGCAGACGGUGGAUGCCGGUGUGGGUGAGGUGCUGGUCUACAUUGAGGAUCCCGAGGGCCACACCGAGGAGGCGAAGGUGGUUCCCAACAACGACAAGGACCGCACCUAUGCUGUCUCCUACGUGCCCAAGGUUGCUGGGUUGCACAAGGUGACCGUGCUCUUUGCUGGCCAGAACAUUGAACGUAGCCCCUUUGAGGUGAACGUGGGCAUGGCCCUGGGAGAUGCCAACAAGGUCUCAGCCCGUGGCCCUGGCCUGGAGCCUGUGGGCAACGUGGCCAACAAACCCACCUACUUUGACAUCUACACUGCGGGGGCCGGCACUGGUGAUGUUGCUGUGGUGAUCGUGGACCCGCAGGGCCGGCGGGACACAGUGGAGGUGGCCCUGGAGGACAAGGGCGACAGCACGUUCCGCUGCACAUACAGGCCUGUGAUGGAGGGGCCCCACACGGUGCAUGUGGCCUUCGCUGGUGCCCCCAUCACUCGCAGUCCUUUCCCCGUCCAUGUGGCAGAAGCCUGUAACCCCAACGCCUGCCGCGCCUCUGGGCGGGGCCUGCAGCCCAAGGGUGUGCGUGUGAAAGAAGUGGCUGACUUCAAGGUGUUCACCAAGGGGGCUGGCAGUGGAGAGCUCAAGGUCACAGUCAAGGGGCCAAAGGGCACAGAAGAGCUGGUGAAGGUGCGGGAGGCUGGGGACGGUGUGUUCGAGUGUGAGUACUACCCUGUGGUGCCUGGAAAGUAUGUGGUGACCAUCACUUGGGGCGGCUAUGCCAUCCCCCGCAGUCCCUUUGAGGUACAGGUGAGCCCAGAGGCAGGAGCUCAGAAGGUACGGGCCUGGGGGCCUGGUUUGGAAACUGGGCAGGUGGGCAAGUCAGCCGACUUUGUGGUGGAGGCCAUUGGCACGGAGGUGGGGACACUGGGCUUCUCCAUUGAGGGGCCUUCGCAGGCCAAGAUCGAGUGUGAUGACAAGGGGGAUGGCUCUUGCGAUGUGCGGUACUGGCCCACAGAGCCCGGGGAGUAUGCUGUGCAUGUCAUCUGCGACGAUGAGGACAUCCGCGACUCGCCCUUCAUUGCCCACAUCCAGCCAGCGCCCCCUGACUGCUUCCCAGACAAGGUGAAGGCUUUUGGGCCUGGCCUGGAGCCCACCGGCUGUAUCGUGGACAAGCCUGCGGAGUUCACCAUUGAUGCCUCUGCAGCUGGCAAGGGAGACCUGAAGCUCUAUGCCCAGGACGCCGACGGCUGCCCCAUAGACAUCAAAGUCUUCCCUGCUGGCAACGGCAUCUUCCGCUGCUCCUACGUGCCCACGAAGCCCAUUAAACACACCAUCAUCAUCUCCUGGGGAGGCGUCAACGUGCCCAAGAGCCCCUUCCGGGUAAAUGUGGGAGAGGGCAGUCACCCUGAGAGAGUGAAGGUGUACGGCCCUGGCGUGGAGAAGACGGGCCUCAAGGCCAACGAGCCCACCUAUUUCACCGUGGACUGCAGCGAGGCAGGGCAAGGUGACGUGAGCAUUGGCAUCAAGUGCGCCCCUGGCGUGGUGGGCCCUGCAGAGGCUGACAUCGACUUUGACAUCAUCAAGAAUGACAAUGACACCUUCACAGUCAAGUACACACCCCCAGGGGCUGGCCGCUACACCAUCAUGGUGCUGUUUGCCAACCAGGAGAUCCCUGCCAGCCCCUUCCACAUCAAGGUGGACCCCUCCCAUGAUGCCAGCAAGGUCAAGGCUGAGGGCCCUGGGCUGAACCGCACAGGUGUGGAAGUUGGGAAGCCCACUCACUUCACGGUCCUGACCAAGGGAGCUGGCAAGGCCAAGCUGGACGUGCACUUUGCCGGGGCCGGCAAGGGCGAGGCUGUGCGGGACUUUGAAAUCAUCGACAACCAUGACUACUCCUACACCGUCAAGUACACGGCCGUCCAGCAGGGCAACAUGGCAGUGACAGUGACCUAUGGUGGGGACCCUGUCCCCAAGAGUCCCUUUGUGGUGAAUGUGGCACCGCCUCUGGACCUCAGCAAAGUCAAAGUUCAAGGCCUCAACAGUAAGGUGGCUGUGGGGCAAGAACAGGCAUUCUCCGUGAACACACGAGGGGCUGGCGGUCAGGGCCAGCUGGAUGUACGGAUGACCUCACCCUCCCGACGACCCAUCCCCUGCAAGCUGGAGCCGGGGGGUGGAGCUGAAGCCCAGGCUGUGCGCUACAUGCCCCCUGAGGAGGGGCCCUACAAGGUGGACAUCACCUAUGACGGUCACCCAGUACCGGGCAGCCCCUUCACUGUGGAGGGUGUCCUGCCCCCUGACCCCUCCAAGGUUUGUGCUUAUGGCCCUGGUCUCAAAGGCGGGCUGGUAGGCACCCCGGCACCGUUCUCCAUCGACACCAAGGGGGCUGGCACCGGUGGCCUGGGGCUGACUGUGGAGGGCCCCUGUGAGGCCAAGAUCGAGUGCCAGGACAAUGGUGAUGGCUCAUGUGCUGUAAGCUACCUGCCCACGGAGCCGGGCGAGUACACCAUCAACAUCCUGUUCGCCGAAGCGCACAUCCCCGGCUCGCCCUUCAAGGCUACCAUCCGGCCCGUGUUCGACCCAAGCAAGGUGCGGGCAAGUGGGCCGGGCCUGGAGCGUGGCAAGGCUGGCGAGGCAGCCACCUUCACUGUGGACUGCUCGGAGGCGGGCGAGGCUGAGCUGACCAUCGAGAUCCUGUCGGACGCUGGCGUCAAGGCUGAGGUGCUGAUCCACAACAAUGCUGAUGGCACCUACCACAUCACCUACAGCCCCGCCUUCCCUGGCACCUACACGAUUACCAUCAAGUAUGGUGGGCACCCCGUACCCAAAUUCCCCACCCGCGUCCACGUGCAGCCUGCUGUCGACACCAGUGGAAUCAAGGUCUCGGGGCCUGGUGUGGAGCCACACGGUGUCCUGCGUGAAGUGACCACUGAGUUCACUGUGGACGCAAGAUCCCUAACAGCCACCGGUGGGAACCAUAUUACGGCUCGUGUGCUCAACCCCUCGGGCGCUAAGACGGAUACCUACGUGACAGACAACGGGGACGGCACCUACAGAGUGCAGUACACGGCCUAUGAAGAAGGCGUGCAUUUGGUGGAGGUGCUGUAUGAUGAUGUAGCUGUGCCCAAGAGCCCCUUCCGAGUGGGUGUGACUGAAGGCUGUGACCCCACCCGCGUCCGGGCCUAUGGGCCAGGCCUGGAGGGUGGCUUGGUCAACAAGGCCAACCGCUUCACUGUGGAGACCAGGGGAGCUGGCACCGGCGGCCUAGGCCUAGCCAUUGAGGGCCCCUCGGAAGCCAAGAUGUCCUGCAAGGACAACAAGGAUGGCAGCUGCACCGUAGAGUACAUCCCCUUCACCCCUGGAGACUACGACGUCAACAUCACCUUUGGGGGGCGGCCCAUCCCAGGGAGCCCAUUCCGGGUGCCGGUGAAGGAUGUGGUGGACCCUGGGAAGGUGAAGUGCUCAGGACCAGGGCUGGGGGCCGGUGUCAGGGCCCGGGUACCCCAGACCUUCACAGUGGACUGCAGCCAGGCUGGCCGGGCCCCCCUGCAGGUGGCCGUGCUGGGCCCCACAGGUGUGGCUGAGCCUGUGGAGAUACGUGACAAUGGAGAUGGCACCCACACUGUCCACUACACCCCGGCCACUGACGGGCCCUACACAGUAGCCGUCAAGUACGCCGACCAGGAGGUGCCACGCAGCCCCUUCAAGAUCAAGGUGCUUCCAGCCCACGAUGCCAGCAAGGUGCGGGCCAGCGGCCCCGGCCUCAAUGCCGCUGGCAUCCCUGCCAGCCUGCCUGUGGAGUUCACCAUCGAUGCCCGGGACGCUGGUGAGGGCUUGCUCACUGUCCAGAUCCUGGACCCCGAAGGUAAGCCCAAGAAGGCCAACAUCCGAGACAAUGGGGAUGGCACGUACACCGUGUCCUACCUACCAGACAUGAGUGGCCGGUAUACCAUCACCAUCAAGUACGGCGGUGACGAGAUCCCCUACUCGCCCUUCCGCAUCCAUGCCCUGCCCACUGGGGACGCCAGCAAGUGCCUCGUCACAGUGUCCAUUGGAGGCCAUGGCCUGGGCGCCUGCCUGGGACCCCGCAUCCAGAUCGGGGAGGAGACGGUGAUAACGGUGGACGCCAAGGCGGCAGGCAAGGGGAAGGUGACGUGCACAGUGUCCACGCCAGAUGGGGCGGAGCUCGACGUGGACGUGGUUGAGAACCAUGAUGGUACAUUCGACAUCUACUACACAGCACCCGAGCCGGGCAAGUACGUCAUCACCAUCCGCUUUGGAGGCGAGCACAUCCCCAACAGCCCCUUCCACGUGCUGGUGGCCCUACAGGACAAUGAAGCCCUCCAGAGGGUAAAGCACCCAGAUACCCAUCAUGCCCCCUGGGCAGCCCAGGAUUGUGGGUCCCUGGGUCAUUCCCCAAGUGAGCUCCUAGUCACUGGAGCUGGUGUGUACUGGCCUGCCACAUCCUGUGCUCUCCCGUGCCUUGCCUCCCAGGCGUGUGACCCCAUGCCCCACGUGGAGGAGCCCUCUGACGUGCUGCAGCUGCACCGACCCAGCACCUACCCCCAACACUGGGCCACAGAGGAGCCAGUGGUGCCUGUGGAGCCAAUGGAGUCCAUGCUGAGGCCCUUCAACCUGGUCAUCCCCUUCACUGUGCAGAAAGGGGAGCUCACAGGGGAGGUGCGGAUGCCUUCCGGGAAAACCGCCCGGCCCAACAUCACCGACAACAAGGACGGCACCAUCACGGUGAGGUACGCGCCCACUGAGAAAGGCCUGCACCAGAUGGGGAUCAAGUAUGAUGGCAACCACAUCCCUGGGAGCCCCCUGCAGUUCUAUGUGGAUGCCAUCAACAGCCGCCAUGUCAGUGCCUACGGGCCAGGCCUGAGCCAUGGCAUGGUCAACAAGCCAGCCACCUUCACCAUUGUCACCAAGGAUGCUGGGGAAGGAGGUCUGUCCCUUGCCGUGGAGGGCCCGUCCAAAGCAGAGAUCACCUGCAAGGACAACAAGGAUGGCACCUGCACCGUGUCCUACCUGCCCACAGCGCCUGGAGACUAUAGCAUCAUCGUGCGCUUUGAUGACAAGCACAUCCCGGGGAGCCCCUUCACAGCCAAGAUCACAGGCGAUGACUCCAUGAGGACGUCACAGCUAAACGUGGGCACCUCCACGGAUGUGUCACUGAAGAUCACCGAGAGUGACCUGAGCCUGCUGACCGCCAGCAUCCGUGCCCCCUCGGGCAACGAGGAGCCCUGCCUGCUAAAGCGCCUGCCCAACCGGCACAUCGGCAUCUCCUUCACCCCCAAGGAAGUUGGGGAGCAUGUGGUGAGCGUGCGCAAGAGUGGCAAGCACGUCACCAACAGCCCCUUCAAGAUCCUGGUGGGGCCAUCUGAGAUCGGGGAUGCUAGCAAGGUGCGGGUCUGGGGCAAGGGCCUAUCCGAGGGACAGACCUUCCAGGUGGCAGAGUUCAUCGUGGACACUCGUAAUGCAGGUUAUGGGGGCCUGGGGCUGAGUAUUGAAGGCCCUAGCAAGGUGGACAUCAACUGUGAGGACAUGGAGGAUGGCACAUGCAAAGUCACCUACUGCCCCACUGAACCUGGCACCUACAUCAUCAACAUCAAGUUUGCUGACAAGCACGUGCCAGGAAGCCCCUUCACUGUGAAGGUUACCGGCGAGGGCCGCAUGAAGGAAAGCAUCACCCGGCGCAGGCAGGCACCUUCCAUCGCCACCAUCGGCAGCACCUGUGAUCUCAACCUCAAGAUCCCAGGGAACUGGUUCCAGAUGGUGUCUGCCCAGGAGCGCCUGACACGCACCUUCACACGCAGCAGCCACACAUACACCCGCACGGAGCGCACGGAGAUUAGCAAGACGCGGGGCGGGGAGACCAAGCGCGAGGUGCGGGUGGAGGAGUCCACCCAGGUUGGCGGAGACCCCUUCCCCGCUGUCUUCGGGGACUUCCUGGGCCGCGAACGCCUGGGCUCCUUUGGCAGCAUCACUCGGCAGGAGGGUGAGGCCAGCUCUCAGGACAUGACCGCACAGGUGACCAGCCCAUCAGGCAAGACAGAAGCCGCAGAGAUCGUCGAGGGCGAGGACAGUGCAUACAGCGUGCGCUUUGUGCCCCAGGAGAUGGGGCCACAUACGGUCACUGUCAAGUACCGUGGCCAGCAUGUGCCCGGCAGCCCCUUUCAGUUCACCGUGGGGCCACUGGGUGAAGGUGGUGCCCACAAGGUGCGGGCCGGAGGCACAGGGCUGGAGCGAGGUGUGGCUGGCGUGCCAGCUGAGUUCAGCAUCUGGACCCGAGAAGCAGGUGCCGGGGGCCUGUCUAUUGCCGUGGAGGGUCCCAGCAAGGCGGAGAUUGCAUUUGAAGACCGCAAAGAUGGCUCCUGCGGGGUCUCCUAUGUUGUCCAGGAACCAGGUGACUAUGAGGUCUCUAUCAAGUUCAACGAUGAGCACAUCCCAGACAGCCCCUUUGUGGUACCCGUGGCCUCCCUCUCAGAUGACGCUCGCCGCCUCACUGUUACCAGCCUCCAGGAGACGGGGCUCAAGGUGAACCAGCCAGCGUCCUUUGCAGUACAGUUGAAUGGUGCGCGGGGCGUGAUCGAUGCGAGGGUACACACGCCCUCGGGGGCGGUGGAAGAGUGCUAUGUCUCCGAGCUGGACAGUGACAAGCACACCAUCCGCUUCAUCCCCCAUGAGAAUGGCGUCCACUCCAUCGAUGUCAAGUUCAAUGGUGCCCACAUCCCUGGCAGUCCCUUCAAGAUCCGUGUUGGGGAGCAGAGCCAGGCUGGGGACCCAGGCUUGGUGUCAGCCUAUGGUCCCGGGCUUGAGGGAGGCACCACAGGUGUGUCAUCAGAGUUCAUCGUCAACACCCUGAAUGCUGGCUCGGGGGCCUUGUCUGUGACCAUUGAUGGCCCCUCCAAGGUGCAGCUGGACUGUCGGGAAUGUCCUGAGGGCCACGUGGUCACUUACACACCCAUGGCCCCUGGCAACUACCUCAUUGCCAUCAAGUAUGGGGGCCCGCAGCACAUCGUGGGCAGCCCCUUCAAGGCCAAAGUCACAGGUCCCCGGCUAUCUGGAGGCCACAGCCUUCAUGAAACAUCCACAGUUCUGGUGGAGACUGUCACCAAGUCAUCCUCAAGCCGCGGCUCCAGCUACAGCUCCAUCCCCAAGUUCUCCUCGGAUGCCAGCAAGGUGGUGACACGGGGCCCCGGGCUAUCCCAGGCCUUUGUGGGCCAGAAGAACUCCUUCACCGUGGACUGCAGCAAAGCAGGCACUAACAUGAUGAUGGUGGGUGUGCACGGGCCCAAGACCCCCUGUGAGGAGGUGUACGUGAAGCACAUGGGGAACCGGGUGUACAACGUCACCUACACCGUCAAGGAGAAAGGAGACUACAUCCUCAUCGUCAAGUGGGGUGACGAGAGUGUCCCCGGAAGCCCCUUCAAAGUCAACGUGCCGUGAAUCCCAAAGUGCCUCCCCCAGCCUUGGCCCCCACCUCUGGCCGAACACACACUCUCACACACACACACACACACACACACACACGUGCCACACCCAGAUGCACACUCGCAGAAUCAGUUACCACAAACGCCUGCCUUGGUGUGUGACAUGAAUGGCACAGCCUCUCCACCCUGCUGUGCCCCCAGGGGUUGGAGGGCCUUGUCUGUCUCAGGGCAGUGUCCCUCCCCUCAAAUGUGACAUGAGGGCAGACUGGGGGUUGGGGGGGCCAGGGAAGCCCUGAGUUUUCUGAUGGGCCUGAGGUCAGUGGGGGAGCACAUGUUUGGGGGUGUCUGCAUGUGUGAGAGAGAUUACCCUCAAACCGCACUGCCGGCCGUACUCCUUGCCGCUGAGGACUGUGUCUGGCCCCUCUGGUGGCCACAACCACCAGAGUGUUAAGGACUUGGAAAAGCAAGCACAAUCAGAGAAGAAAACAGACCCAGAACCAGCGGCAGCACUGGCACGUGGCCCAGCGGGGGGUGAUUUAUCCUCCGCCCCAGCCAGGCUUCCUGGGGGACUGAUUUCUCUUUUUUUAUGGUUGCACAGCUCUGCCCCACAGGGGGCCUUUUUUACACACUGCGAGGCCCAGCUUUCUGGGGGGACUUUUGCACAUGUCAUGCGGCUCAGCUGGGAGCCACUUAGGUGGAAAACUCCAAAUAAAGUGCAGCCUGUCGCAGA